AUAACCAGGAAUAUAGUGAUUCAUAAUGAAAUAUACGAAGUUGGAUUUUGUGACGUCAGUUCUUGGCAUUAUAAUCUAUAUCAUCGAUUUAAUUGUGGACAUCUGGGUGUCUAUCAGGUUUUUCCAUGAAGGACAGUAUGUUCCUGGUGUUUUAACUGUAAGCUUUGUGCUCUUUGGAACACUCGUGGUCCAGUGUUUUAGUUAUUCUUGGUUCAAGGCUGAUUUAAAGAAAGCAGGCCAAGAAAUUCAGCAUUGUUUUCUUCUACUUCAUUGCUUGCAAGGAGGAGUUUUUACAAGGUAUUGGUUUGCCUUGAAAAGGGGUUAUUAUGUGGCUUUCAAGUACAGCAGCAAAACGGAUAACUUCGUGGAAGAACAAAUUGAUCCUCAUAAAGAAGUUAUAGAUAGGGUGACUGAUUUGAGCAUGCUCAGGCUGUUUGACACCUACCUGGAAGGCUGCCCACAACUUGCUCUCCAGCUCUACACCCUUCUGGAAAAUGGUCAAGCAAAUUACACUCAGUAUGCAGCCAUCAUGGUCUCUUGCUGUGCUAUUUCUUGCUCGACUGUUGAUUAUCAAAUAGCUUUAAGAAAAUCCUUGCCUGAUAAAAAUCCCCUUAAAGGACCCUGGCCCAAACUCAUAUAUCUCUUUUAUAAGUUAUUUACAUUAUCAUCCUGGAUGUUGAGUAUUGUACUUCUUUUAUUCCUAAAUGUUAAGGUAGCUUUAUUUCUGUUGUUACUUCUUUGGUUUUUAGGUAUAUUGUGGGCAUUUAAAGAGCAAACUGAUUUUUGUGCUUCCAGGAGUAUGGAAUUCAUAUACAGGAUUGUUGUUGGAUUUAUUCUUACCUUCACGUUUUUUAAUAUUAAGGGACAGAAUACCAAAUGUCCAAUGUCUUGUUAUUAUACUGUAAGGGUAUUGACCACAUUGGGGAUAGUGAUUGUGUUCUGGUUUUGCCCACUCUCUAUUUUUAAUUCACAUUAUUUUAUACCUAUCAGCAUCACUAUAGCUCUUACUCUUCUUCUUGGAAUUAUUUUUCUUAUUGUUUAUUAUGGGACUUUGCAUCCAAACAAAAGUAAAGAAACAACACUGGACGAAAUUGAUGGAAAACCAGUUCAAAGAGAUUGUAGAAUGAAGUAUUUCCUAAUGGAAUAA
This is a messenger RNA of Phacochoerus africanus (Common warthog), 1147 nucleotides long. RefSeq names its product XK related 9 (gene XKR9). The transcript has 3 exons. Gene Ontology annotation, cellular component: plasma membrane. The coding region runs from base 26 to 1147 and encodes 373 amino acids. The record is from RefSeq and is a predicted model, not a curated record. NCBI's taxonomy places the organism in Eukaryota, Metazoa, Chordata, Mammalia, Artiodactyla, Suidae. Gene Ontology annotation, biological process: apoptotic process involved in development; engulfment of apoptotic cell; phosphatidylserine exposure on apoptotic cell surface.